CCUCCACACACCUCUGUCUUUCCACCUAGUGUUAACAGACAGUUAUGAAAAGGAGAGGAGACAAGGAGGAGCAGGGCGGGACUGUGUAUUUCAUGGUACGAUGAACGAGGGCCCUUAAUAACAAAGUGAGAGUUUGUUUUUUUUUUUACCUUCUUGGCCUCCUAGAUAUUCCUUCCCAUCCUCUCGCUCCUUCUUCAAUUCUGCUUUAGCUCUGAGAAGGGGGCAUGUGCAAUAUGUUUUAGUACUGCUUCAGGCUGAGUCACAACAGAGAAACUUGACCGCAGUUUUUACCCCUGGUGCUCAGAAUCUUAAAUUCUAGGGUUUUUCUUGGAGAUUCAUCCUCUUGUGUAAACUGUCACAUUGACUACUUCUCAUCAGAGUUUCUUCCCAUUGGCAUAAUCGUCUGCACUUUCCGUGGAUUGGCUUCUUCCUCGCUUCAGCUCCUGAAGGUCGAGGAACGUUUUUGGACGUUUUUCUCCAGCUCAAGUAGCUUGAAUUAAGUGCACAUCCAGCGAUGCAGACACCAAGGACGUGGGUCGUGUUCAUUUGUCUGAGUGGUACAGUUUUGUCAGGAGUAAGCACAAAGUCUUGGCAUGAUGUGGGUGCAUACUUUGUCACUUCUUCUGAGGCACCUGAGGUAGAAACAGCAGCCAUCCCUCCACCAGGAAUUGAAACAGCAGAGGACCUUGUCAGGUACACAUGUUUCAAAUGCAACCCUUCCUGCUGAAGAGAGUGAGGAUGAGCGUCUCCAAAUGGAGGCAGAAGAGGAGAUGGGGCGGCAAAGAGUUGAGCUCAGAGAGCUGGAGGCUGGUAGAAGAAGGAGAGGUGCCUGGGGGUGGAGGAAACAUGCAGCAGCUACAGUGGAGGCCAAUGCAUAUAGAAUAGCGGGGCUAGGGCGACCCUUGAUGGGCUGGAGGAAGCGUGGGAAAGGAGACGAGGCACCCAGCGCUCUCAUGGCUGUACUCAGGGAACUUCAAGACCAGAAGAGGAGGCUGAUGGAUCAACCGAAAGUUCAGGAAGAGGAGGAAGAGGAGGAGGAAGAGGAUGAUGAUGAUGAUGAUGACGACGACGACGAUGAUGAUGAUGACGACGAUGAUGAAGAAGAAGAGGAGGAAGAGGAGGAAGAGGAAGAGGAAGAGGAAGAAGAAGAGGAGGAGGAAGAAGAAGAGGAGGAGGAAGAGGAAGAAGAGCCAACUGAGACUCCCAGCAAUCAAACGGAAACGUACAGCAAUGUUACAGAGUCUCCUCUCGGCGUGUGUCAGACAGCUGACAGAGAAAUCAGCUGCAGGGGCAUCGGCUUGACUCACCUGCCAGUCAUUCAUAACCUGGAGGCCACAAAGCUGGACAUGGCAGAGAACAACAUCAGAAGCCUCGAGCCGCAAGCUUUCUCUGGCCUGCCGAACCUUGACACUCUGGACCUGAGCAAAAACAAACUGGACGAUGAGUCGUUCAGCCAAAACCCCCUGUCUAACUUGACCUUUCUGAAGAAACUGAACCUAGAUGGCAACCAGCUUACCAGGAUCCCAGCACUGCCACCAUCUCUGGAGGAGCUCAAGAUUAACAACAACCAACUUAGUGCACUCACCCCUGACUGUUUCAAAGGCAUGAUGAACCUGUUGAAUCUGGAGCUGAAGGGGAAUAUGCUCCAUGAGGGCAGUGUGUUGCAGCUAGCCUUCAGACCUCUAGAGAGGCUCUUGAAACUCCAGCUGGACAACAACCGCUUCCGUUCCCUCCCUAUGGGUCUUCCUCCCUCUCUUCAGGAGCUGGAAAUGAAUGAAAAUCAGAUUGAGGAGGUGCGAGAAGAGGCACUGAGGGGCUGUGUCCUUUUGAGAGUGCUGGACCUGAGUCACAACCUGUUGCAUGAGCAAGACAUCGCUAUCCGUGCCUGGAUAUAUCUCAAGUCUCUGGAAGCCUUGGACCUGUCCUACAACCAGUUCACCUCUGUCCCAAUGAACCUGCCCCGUUCUCUCCGUAAACUCUCCCUCCAACACAACAAAAUCAGCCACGUCCCUGCCUUCACGUUCCGUCACCUGCGGCCCGGCCUGCAGUCCCUCCACCUGUCCCACAACGCCUUGGGCAACGAGGGUAUAGAGCGCGUCUCUUUCGUCGGAACGUACCGCUCGCUGGGUGAGCUCCUACUGGACAACAACCAUCUGAGGGAGGUCCCUCGCUGUGUUCGGCAGUUUAAGAACCUGCAGGUGCUGAGACUGGACAACAACCAGAUCAGGUCGGUGAGGCAGUGGGGAGUGUGCCACCCUCGUAAUUCUGGCUCCACUUUGGCUUCGGUCCACUUGGAAAACAAUCUGCUGGAAGUGGAGAAGGUUCCCCCAAAUGCCUUCUCCUGUCUCACUGACGCCCAGGGACUGGUCCUCUAUCCACAGCAGGGGCACACAUAUAACCAGUAGGUUAUAUGGUAAAGUAAAUGGCUAUACAAGCAUAAAACACACAACUGCAUCAUCAUGACAUACAGCUACACAAGUCUCUUGGAGGGGUUUACUGUAUCCUUCUUUUGCCUUCGCUGCUCGUCUCAUUCGUGCGUCAUUAUAAUCAUCCCAAUCAUCAUCAGGUUUGCAGAACAAUGGCUUCAUCAUGUAGUUUUCUUAGCCAGCCAGAGCUUUAAUUUUAACAUCACCAACCCCAUCUUUUUCUUUCAAAUAUCAUCUUUGAUUAGGAAAAUGACUGUAAUGUUUCUGUGUGUAUUAAAGCGAAUGUGUAAUUUA
Lates calcarifer (barramundi perch) is the source of this 2720-nucleotide messenger RNA. RefSeq names its product extracellular matrix protein 2. Gene Ontology annotation, molecular function: collagen V binding; protein binding; heparin binding. The coding region runs from base 753 to 2405 and encodes 550 amino acids. Gene Ontology annotation, cellular component: extracellular matrix. Gene Ontology annotation, biological process: positive regulation of cell-substrate adhesion; extracellular matrix organization. The transcript has 10 exons. Lineage: Eukaryota; Metazoa; Chordata; Actinopteri; Centropomidae. The record is from RefSeq and is a predicted model, not a curated record.